Molecule: messenger RNA, 2278 nt
Organism: Talpa occidentalis (Iberian mole)
Lineage: Eukaryota; Metazoa; Chordata; Mammalia; Eulipotyphla; Talpidae
Gene: TBC1D17
Product: TBC1 domain family member 17
Exons: 17
Coding region: 199-2148 (649 amino acids)
Biological process (GO): activation of GTPase activity
Molecular function (GO): GTPase activator activity
Source: RefSeq, a predicted model, not a curated record
CCUUUAUCGUUUGCGCCACGUGACUCGGGCUCUCGCGGUUCCAGCUGAACCACCCUGCUUUAGCGAUGGUCACACCCGCCGCCGCCCGAGCUCAGGCGAGGGCGCUACCACUGUCGGGGUUUGAGGGGGCUUCUCCUCUCCGGAUGUGACAGCACGUUGACCCGGAAACGGAGGAGGCCGGGCAGUGGGGCCGCGGCUAUGGAGGGGACCGGCCACAGGGUGGUGUUUGAGAAGGGGGGCGUGUACCUGCACACCAGCGCCAAGAGGCACCAGAACCCCGACUCCCUCAUCGCCGGCGUCAUCAGAGUGGUGGUGGAGAAGGACAAUGACGUGCUCCUGCACUGGGCCCCUGUGGAGGAGACCGGGGACUCCACGCAAAUCGUCUUUUCCAAGAAGGACACCGGUGGGGCCGGCACCUGCACCUCUGAGGAGGAGCCGACCUUCGACCCCGGCUACGAACCCGACUGGGCUGUCAUCAGCACCGUGCGCCCGCGGCCGCGCCGCUCGGAGCCCGGGAGAGGUGCAGAGCCCAGCUCCUCCCGGGACUCCUGGGCCUUCUCCGUGAGUCUGGGGGAGCUCAAGUCCAUCCGCCGGUCCAAGCCAGGCCUCAGCUGGGCCUACCUGGUCCUGGUGACCCAGGCCGGAGGCUCCCUGCCCGCCCUGCACUUCCACCACGGGGGCACCCGCGCUCUGCUCCGUGUCCUGAGCCGCUACUUGCUCCUGGCCAGCUCCCCACAGGACUCCCGCCUCUACCUGGUCUUCCCCCAUGACUCCUCCGCGCUCUCCAACUCCUUCCACCACCUCCAGCUCUUUGACCAGAACAGCUCCAACGUGGUGUCUCGCUUCCUCCAGGAUCCCUACUCCACCACCUUCAGCAGCUUCUCCCGCGUCACCAACUUCUUCCGGGGAGCUCUGCAGCCCCACGCAGAGGGGGCCUCCCCCGACCUGCCCCCACCCCCCGACGAUGAGCCAGAGCCUGGGUUUGAGGUCAUUUCUUGUGUGGAGCUGGGGCCGCGGCCGGCCGUGGAGCGGACGCCUCCGGUCACGGAGGAGGAGUGGGCCCGCCAUGUGAGCCCUGAGGGCCGCCUGCAGCAGGUCCCCGAGCUGAAGGCCCGCAUCUUCUCAGGGGGCCUGAGCCCUGGCCUGAGGCGGGAGGCCUGGAAGUUUCUCCUGGGCUACCUCAGCUGGGAGCAGUCUGCCGAGGAGCACAAGGCCCAUGUGCGCAAGAAAACGGACGAGUACUUCCGCAUGAAGCUGCAGUGGAAGUCCGUGAGCCCCGAGCAGGAGCGGAGGAACUCGCUGCUGCACGGAUACCGCAGCCUCAUCGAGAGGGACGUGAGCCGCACCGAUCGGACCAACAAGUUCUACGAGGGGCCCGAGAACCCGGGAUUGGGGCUGCUCAAUGACAUCCUGCUCACCUACUGCAUGUACCACUUCGACCUGGGUUAUGUCCAGGGCAUGAGCGACCUGCUCUCCCCGAUCCUCUACGUCACUCAAAACGAGGUGGAUGCCUUCUGGUGUUUCUGUGGCUUCAUGGAGCUGGUGCACGGGAACUUCGAGGAGAGUCAGGAGACGAUGAAGCGGCAGCUGGGCCAACUCCUGCUGCUCCUGCGGGUGCUGGACCCCCCACUCUGUGACUUCCUGGACUCCCAGGACUCUGGCUCUCUCUGCUUCUGCUUCCGGUGGCUGCUCAUCUGGUUCAAGAGGGAGUUCCCCUUCCCCGACGUCCUCCGGCUGUGGGAGGUGCUGUGGACCGGGCUCCCCGGCCGCAAUCUGCACCUGCUGGUGGCCUGCGCCAUCCUGGACAUGGAGCGUGACGCCCUCAUGCUCUCCGGCUUCGGCUCCAAUGAGAUCCUCAAGCACAUCAACGAGCUGACCAUGAAGCUGAGCGUGGAGGACGUGCUGACCCGGGCCGAGGCCCUCUACCGGCAGCUGACAGCUUGCACGGAGCUGCCCCACAACGUGCAGGAGGUCCUUGGUCUGGCGCCCCCCACAGAGCCUCACAGCCCCUCACCCCCCGCAUCUCCUCUGCCAUUGUCACCCACACGGGCCCCGCCUGCCCCUCCGCCCCCCGUGGACACAGCCCCCCAGCCAGACAGCAGCUUGGAGAUCCUGCCCGAGGAGGAGGAGGAAGGCGGAGACUCCUAGCCGACUCAGGUGCCCAGCACUGGCACUUUAUCAGGCUCUGGCCCCACCACCCGCCCCUCCUGGAGGCUGGGUUCUGGGCAGGGCGCCCCCAGCGUGCCUCCUGAUUAACUGGUUUCUUUAAACUGACACU